GUCCCUGACCGGGCCUGAGCGGCGGGGUCCCAGCGGCGCGGCCCGGCCUGGCAGAGUGUCUGGUGGAGCCGCCUUUCUCUGCAGCAGCUUUCUGUUGCAAUAAUGAGCUGAAUCAUUCAGUGAAGAGCCUGUUUAGCAUCUUGCCCUCAGAGGAGAAAUGUUAGGAGUAUUGGCCAGAAGCAGGAAGAGAAGGGAAAUCUCACACAGGCUCAAUGGUAUUGCCAUGCUGAACCCUCAAUGCAAUGAAAUUUCUGUUGGUUUUUGAUUUUGACCAUACAAUCAUAGAUGAAAAUAGUGAUACCUGGAUUGUGAAAUGUGCUCCUGAAAAAAAACUUCCUAAUGGGUUAAGGAACUCCUACCAACCAGGACACUGGACUGAAUAUAUGAGCAGAGUCUUUGCCUACUUGGGAGACAAUGGCAUAAAAGAAGAUGAGAUGAAAAGAACGAUGACAACAAUUCCUUUCACCACAGGAAUGAUAGAUCUUCUGGGUUUUAUUGGCGAGAACAAAGAGCUGUUUGACUGUAUAAUUGUUUCAGAUUCAAAUACAGUAUUUAUUGACUGGAUUUUGAAAACUGCUGGCUUCCAUAAGGUGUUUGAUGAAGUGUUUACAAACCCUGCAGCAUUCAGCAGUACUGGCUACCUUACUGUACAGAACUUCCAUACUCACCAUUGUGCAAAGUGCCCUAAAAACCUUUGCAAAAGGAAAGUUUUAAAAGAAUUUCUGGAUAAACAGUUGGAACGAGGAGCUAGUUAUACGCAAAUUGUAUAUAUAGGUGAUGGUGGGAAUGACUUAUGUCCAGUCAAGUUUUUGAAGAAGGAUGAUAUUGCUAUGCCCAGGCAGGGGUACAUCUUGGAGAAAAAGAUUUCUCAGCUGGCCCAAGAUCUCAGUCCUGUAGAGUGUUCUGUUCUGGUUUGGUCAUCUGCUUUUGACAUUAUGUCUUAUCUGAAACUGCUUAUGAAGGAAAAAUUCAAAUGAUAAAAAAUGGAUUUUAUUGUCCUGGGAGAGAAAAACUGCAUAUAUGUAAAAGCACAAAAUUGUAAAGUUGGGUUGUUAUCUGAGCUUACCUUUUUUAAACACAAUAUAAACCUGUUUGUGUUCAAUCUUGGCAAUAGUGGGAAAGUGAAGUUCAAAUGGCUUUCUAACAUUGUGCACAUUCCAACACAAGUGGAGAAGGGAGGUUGCAAGAGCAGUUGUCAUUAUUCUUCGAGUUUCUACCAACUGCAUAAAUGACCUUUUCUGUUCCAGGCAGUUAGAGGAAGGAGUAUGAUUAGCUCCUAAAAGAAUGAAGUCCUUUACUUACAAAAUGUGAGGUGCCAGGAAUCUGAUUCUGGAACUGUUUGCUUUUGUACUUCUUUGAUCAGGAUAAAUGUUUAAUGUUGUGAACUAUUUGGUAUGCUUAUAAUCUUGUUUGAUGUGAAGGUGCAUUUAUAUUUUCAACAUACUAAAUAUUUUUCCAAACAAUUUUUCAUAGUUUCUAUUAUCUUUAUGGUACUGACAAUAAAAGUUACUGUCACUGACAACAGCAACACACCUGGUCUGUGCUGGCCUGUGUGUCAUCAGGUGCCCGUUCUUGUAAAGGCCUGGAGAGGAGACACAAGUGCAGGUGUUAGCACUUAUUUUGUCAGAGCGCUUCUCUUCGGGAGAGCAGUCAGGAUGUUGCUGUUCUGAGAGAAGUCCCUCUCCCAUUCUACUGACUGCUGGCCUGACAGUGUGCUGCUGCCUCUCUGCAUGGGACUGACGCUGGUUUGAUCAUCCCUGUUGGCAGCUCACAGGCAGACGGGCUUUUUUUCUUGAUGCAAUUCUGCUGCAAUGCACAGACCCACAGAAUGGUACAUGUGUAUGGGUAUUUACUCUGAUUUUUACCUGUUCACUCUCAUCCAUAUCUAUAGGAUAAUCCUCUCUUACAGGCUGGAAGGGAACAUCUAUGUCCUUUGAAACUUUUUAACAGAAUUAUUCAGUCUUUAAAUAGUUUAAAGAAUUGUUUGUGAGCGUAUGGUCUUUCACUUUACCACUCACAGCGAGAUGAGCCCCAAGAGCUGAACUAUGCAUAUAGAGAUAUUAAAAAUAAGUCUCAUUAAAGUGAAAUAAUGUAUUUUCAUGCCCAGUGUUUUCUUUCUUAUGG
Colius striatus (speckled mousebird) is the source of this 2124-nucleotide messenger RNA. It is a transcript of the gene PHOSPHO2, whose product is annotated as phosphatase, orphan 2. Bases 243 to 977 code for a protein of 244 amino acids. The transcript is spliced from 3 exons. Gene Ontology annotation, molecular function: phosphatase activity. NCBI's taxonomy places the organism in Eukaryota, Metazoa, Chordata, Aves, Coliiformes, Coliidae. The record is from RefSeq and is a predicted model, not a curated record.